AUGCCUGCUCCGACGGCGCCGCAGCGCGCUGCUCCAGAGGCAAUCGUAGAGUCCGAACCCCAUCCCCACAAUAUCCUUUUCCCGCCCGUCAUAAAUGAAGAAAAUAUCGAAGUGGACAUCAUAACAGCGCCCCAGCCCGAAAGCCUACCUCAGCAGACGCAAGAAGAGACAGACACGGCAAUGCAAAUCGACGAAGAAGGUCGACCUCGAUUCGCUCCUGCCUCAUCGUCCCAGACCCCCUCAGAGACGACGGCUCUACGAAUUCAAUCGCGCAAAGUGCCCGUACCACCACACCGCAUGUCCCCCCUCAAGCAAAGCUGGUCGAAGAUCUACCCACCGCUAGUCGAGCACCUGAAGCUGCAAGUGCGGAUGAACAUCAAGUCGAAGGCGGUGGAGCUGCGGACGUCGCGGUUCACGACCGACACGGGGGCGCUGCAGAAGGGCGAAGACUUCGUUCGGGCGUUCACGCUGGGGUUCGACGUCGACGAUGCCAUCGCCCUGCUGCGACUGGACGACCUGUACAUCGAGACCUUCGAGAUCAAGGACGUUAAGACUCUGCAGGGAGAGCACCUGGGUCGCGCCAUCGGCCGCAUCGCAGGCAAGGACGGCAAGACUAAGUUCGCCAUCGAAAACACCUCAAAGACCCGUGUCGUCUUGGCUGACACGAAGAUCCAUAUUCUGGGCGGCUUUCAGAACAUCCGCAUCGCCAGGGAGGCUGUGGUCAGUUUGAUCCUGGGCGCCCCGCCGGGCAAGGUGUAUGGAAAUCUGCGGACCGUUGCGUCGAGGAUGAAGGAGAGAUUUUGA
Messenger RNA from Cladophialophora bantiana CBS 173.52, 804 nucleotides. Its product is annotated as pre-rRNA-processing protein PNO1. Lineage: Eukaryota; Fungi; Ascomycota; Eurotiomycetes; Chaetothyriales; Herpotrichiellaceae. The transcript has a single exon. Gene Ontology annotation, molecular function: RNA binding. Gene Ontology annotation, cellular component: nucleolus. The coding region runs from base 1 to 804 and encodes 267 amino acids. The record is from RefSeq and is a predicted model, not a curated record.